Carassius gibelio (silver crucian carp) is the source of this 2692-nucleotide messenger RNA. It is a transcript of the gene stxbp1b, whose product is annotated as syntaxin binding protein 1b. Gene Ontology annotation, molecular function: syntaxin binding. The coding region runs from base 79 to 1893 and encodes 604 amino acids. The transcript is spliced from 20 exons. The record is from RefSeq and is a predicted model, not a curated record. Gene Ontology annotation, biological process: vesicle-mediated transport; intracellular protein transport; neurotransmitter secretion. Gene Ontology annotation, cellular component: plasma membrane; secretory granule. Lineage: Eukaryota; Metazoa; Chordata; Actinopteri; Cypriniformes; Cyprinidae.
GUACGCCAGCUGUAGCUCUGAGCGCGCGCACACUGCGAGUGCGAGUCCAGCAGAGAGAGACAGGGAACAGGUGACAGCAUGGCAUCUCUGGGGCUCAAGGCGAUUGUCGGUGAAAAGGUUAUGAAUGAUGUCAUUAAGAAGGUGAAGAAGAAGGGAGAAUGGAAGGUAUUGGUGGUGGACAAGCUCAGUAUGAGAAUGGUCUCAUCAUGUUGUAAAAUGACAGAUAUUAUGUCCGAGGGAAUUACAAUUGUUGAGGACAUAACCAAGCAGCGUGAGCCUCUUCCUACCAUGGAAGCCAUAUAUCUCAUUACUCCAUCUGAUGAGUCAGUUGAGGGUCUCAUCAAUGACUUCAGAGAUCCUCGUAAUCCCAUCUACAGAGGGGCACACGUGUUCUUCACAGACACGAUCCCAGACUCUUUGUUCAACUUGAUAAGUAAAUCCCGUGCCUCUAAAUCCAUAAAGACACUGACUGAGAUUAACAUCGCCUUCCUGCCCUAUGAAUCACAGGUGUUCUCAGUGGACAGACAAGAUGCCUUCCAGGAUUUCUACAGCCCGUUUAAAGCUGAUGUAAAGAACCAGGUCUUGGAGCGUUUAGCGGAGCAAAUAGCCACCUUGUGCUCCACACUGAAAGAGUACCCAGCUGUUAGAUACAGAGGAGAGUACAAAGACAAUGCAGUCCUGGCCCAGAUGCUUCAGGAUAAACUGGACGGUUACAAAGCAGAUGACCCCACUUUGGGAGAGGGACCUGAUAAAGCACGCUCCCAGCUAUUGAUUCUGGAUCGGGGUUUUGACCCUGUCUCGCCAGUUCUACACGAGCUCACGUUUCAGGCCAUGGCCUAUGACCUGCUGCCCAUUGAGAAUGAUGUCUACAAGUAUGAGACCAGUGGAAUGGGUGACACUCGUAUGAAGGAGGUGCUGUUGGAUGAAGAUGAUGACCUGUGGAUGACUCUGAGACAUAAACACAUAGCAGAGGUUUCCACGGCUGUGACUAAAUCACUAAAGGAUUUCUCUGCAAGCAAAAAGAUGAACACCGGAGAGAAGACCACCAUGAAAGAGCUCUCCCAAAUGCUUAAAAAGAUGCCACAGUACCAGAAAGAGUUAAGCAAGUAUUCAACUCACCUGCACUUAGCAGAAGACUGUAUGAAGCAUUACCAGGGCACAGUGGACAAACUGUGCCGUGUUGAGCAGGAUCUAGCGAUGGGCACAGAUGCAGAGGGUGAGAAGAUCAAAGAUCCCAUGAGAGCUAUUGUACCCAUCCUACUAGAUGCCAACGUAACCAUUAUGGACAAAAUCAGAAUCAUCCUGCUCUACAUUUUCCUCAAGAAUGGUGUUUCAGAGGAGAAUCUCUGUAAGCUCCUCCAGCAUGCUCAGAUCCCUCCAGAGGACAGCGACAUCAUCUCUAAUAUGGCCCAUAUGGGGGUUCCCAUCAUUUCAGAGCAAGCAACAACACGUAAAGGGAAGAAAUCUGACCGCAAGGAACGAGUCAGUGAGCAAACGUACCAGCUCUCCCGGUGGACUCCUCUGGUCAAAGACAUCAUGGAGGAUGCCAUUGAAGACAAGCUUGACCCAAAACAGUACCCUUACAUCUCCACACGCACAGCAUCGUCAAAGACGACCACAGCUAGCAGUGCACGUUAUGGAAACUGGCAUAAAAACAAGAGCCCAGGAGAGAUACGCAACGGCCCACGCAUCAUCGUCUUCAUCGUUGGGGGUGUGACCUACAGCGAGAUGCGCUGUGUCUAUGAGGUCACACAGGCCAAUGGCAAAUGGGAAGCUCUCAUCGGCUCCACUCACACCAUCACUCCCGUAAAGUACCUAAAGCAUCUGCAGCACCAAGACUUCCUGGACCCCAAUGCGGCCCCAGAGGACCAGCUUCCUGCAGAAGAUAAGUGAUGAAGACAAGAAAAGAGAAUGGGGUGACGUCAUUACCCUGACUCACUAUUCUGAUGUCAUCAGUGACAUGUUCCAACUAGAUAAGCGUUAAGACCCCCAUACAAUAUAUCAGGAAGUCUGCCACCCUUCAGCACUUCCCUUGUCAGUAAUAGGCUACAGUGAAGUAUAUUACAUAAAUAGCCUCUGUUACAUUUAUAAUCACCUUAACAUUAACCUCAGAUUACAUCACAGACCAUUAUCUUCUCCAUUGUUGGUAUUAUGGGAGCAGUCGACUUGAGUGUACCUCAUAGGUAGAUAAAAUAAGAAGAGAAGAUUAUUUGAACACAGCGUAGCAAAUUGAGUUUGAGAUUCCAGUUUCCUGUUCAGUAAAUUUAUUUUGAAUUGAAUCAGUAGUUUGACCUGCCAUGCAGUGUUAGCCAAGCAUGAUCUGUGUCUGUUACGUGAUCAGUUUAAUACUGGAUGUCCCAUUGUGAAUAUAAACUGCUUUGUGUUAUUUAAAUAUUGUGGUUUGGAGAUAAUAGUUACUAGUCCUGUAUAUAGACUUUUAAAAAAGUAAAACCUCCCUUGUUGAUAUUCUAUUUUUCUUUUACAUCUCGACUGCUCCUUGUGUAGUAAGGCAGUAUGAUUGUUUUUUAAAUGUCAUAAUCUGUUAUUUAUGCUAAGAAUACACAUUCAUGCUGUGUAAAUAUAUCAUCUAUAUGCCAUAUUCAAAUAUAUUUAACAUGUUUAACACAUACGAGGUUAUGAAGUGCAAACUAUUGUCUUGUGCAUAUAGUAAAAUAAACUGGCUUCUGUUAAA